AGCAACUGGGAGGACACAGUAAGAGGACAGCGGAUAAGGGAGAGAAAUACAAGUGUGUAGAUGCCGGGAGCUUUUUUGCUCCUCUUUUGCCUCUGGCCAGGGUUUGCACAAGAACGUCAGCGCCCUAACUCAUUCCUAACGAGAGUAUAUAUUAAGUGCUUUGAAAUGUUUCUAACUUCAUGGGACAGCCAAAGCAGGCAAGUCUGACAUCCGUGCCGUCUAGAGAAGAGCCAAAGAUGUUUGUCUUGCUCUAUGUUACCAGCUUUGCCAUUUGUGCAAGUGGACAACCCCCACGGGGGAAUCAAUUCAAAGGCGAGAGCUACUCCCCAAGAUACAUCUGUAGCAUCCCAGGCUUACCUGGGCCUCCAGGGCCCCCUGGAGCAAAUGGUUCUCCGGGUCCCCACGGUCGGAUCGGCCUUCCGGGACGAGAUGGUAGAGAUGGCAGGAAAGGAGAAAAAGGCGAAAAGGGGGCUGCAGGUUUGAGAGGUAAGACUGGACCCCUGGGCCUCGCUGGAGAGAAAGGGGACCAAGGAGAGACUGGGAAGAAAGGACCCAUAGGACCAGAAGGAGAAAAAGGAGAAGUAGGUCCAGCUGGAGCCCCUGGGCCAAAGGGAGACAGGGGAGAGCUUGGGGACCCGGGGCCGCCCGGAGUUUGUAGAUGUGGCAGCAUCGUGCUCAAAUCUGCCUUUUCGGUAGGCAUCACAACCAGCUACCCAGAAGAGCGGCUCCCAAUCAUAUUUAACAAGGUCCUCUUCAACGAAGGGGAGCAUUACAACCCUGCAACAGGGAAGUUCAUCUGCGCUUUCCCAGGCAUCUAUUACUUUUCUUAUGAUAUCACGUUGGCCAACAAGCACCUGGCCAUCGGGCUGGUGCACAACGGGCAGUACCGGAUAAAGACCUUUGAUGCCAACACCGGGAACCACGACGUGGCUUCAGGGUCCACAGUCAUCUACCUGCAGCCAGAAGACGAGGUCUGGCUGGAGAUCUUCUUCACGGACCAGAACGGCCUCUUCUCAGACCCAGGUUGGGCAGACAGUCUGUUCUCUGGAUUUCUCCUCUAUGUCGACACAGACUAUCUAGAUUCCAUCUCAGAGGACGACGAGCUGUGAUUGUCAGACCUGGAUGCUCCGAGAACCUGUGGCAGCCGCUUUGACUUACUCUGGGGCCCUGGUAGGCAGAACAUGCAGUAACAAGAUCCAAAAAGAUUCCCACCCAGAUGCCAGAGCAUUAAAAGACAGUUCUAGCAGAAGCCAUUAAAACAAGAUGAACCAGUUGAAAUGAUGCUGAAAUAAAUUACAUAAACCGAUCACCCCAGAUAUGAAUUCUCUUGAAAGCGAUCUUCAUAAAUAUUUAAACAAAUUAAAGACAAUGUUAACAAAUUUUCUAUUAAAUUCCCUGAGUGAUGAAACCAGCUGGCAAUAAUAUUGGCUCAUUAAAUCUCCAUCAAAUUACAUGUUUUGUCUGUUAUUUAAGAGAAUCAUAACAUCCCCUCUUUGACAAUUCUCAAAAGGCUCUAGUAAGUCAUAAACCAAAGGUAAGAGAUGUAGGGUCAUUUUAAGCAAGCUAAAGUAAGUAAAGUGAUAAUUUCUCUUGUUUUCUUAGUCCUUGUUUCCUGCUUGCAAAUAUUCACUCCACAAUUUUUUAAUGAGCUUACCUGCUCCAGACCUUAUGAGGCUGGGUCAGAUUUAAUAAUAAGUUAAGGUGAAAUUCCUACCUUAAUGUAGACAAGCAUCAGAAUAGAUUGGUUCAAUACUGGAGGCACUUGGGACCUGUUAUUUCUGAAAGCGGAGACCAGAGGAGGUUUUGCACUAGGCAUGCUAAGACCUCUGUGUUUAGGUAGGUGAGAGGGAAGACACCAAACAAGGAAUUCAGUGGCUUUAUUCUCCCCUCCCAUUCCUCAAAACACCCUUGGUGGGCCUCCCCGGUGGCGCAGCGGUUGAGCGCUGGGUUGCAAAGCUGCCCUCAGCCUCUGCGGCGCCGGUUCGAUCCCCGGCUGCUCCCCGGCCACCGGAGGAGGGUCCCACAUGGCGUGCAGACCUCUCCUGCCGCCCGCUGCUCCCCUCAGCAGUGUACCUCGGUCCUUCUGCCUGCUCUGCUCCCCGCUCUGGCUCUGGUGAAUUCUCUCACCCUCCCGCGCUUCUGACUCUACCCAGUGCAUGUAUAAACAAACAAACAAACAAACAAACAAAUAAAAACAUGCCUCUAUAAAAAAAAAUAAAAAUUUAAAAAAACCACCCUUGGUAUAAGCAAUGCAGAGGUGUGAAAAAUGUAGAGAUAAAGGCAGCCUGGAAGGGGCAAUGGAAAUGAAGAAUCAUAAAUUACUAGGACCAACCAGUAAGUCAUUCUCCCAAGCCUUUGAAGGGGCUGAUUUCUCAGGACAAUGAGUUGUCCUCAUGGCUUCCUGACAAAUAACAGACCCGCUCUAUUAUAGCCAGACAUAGUGCCUUGUAGGUUUCCUAAGUAUAGAAUUCAGAUACAGCAGAGUAGAUGUCCUUUACAUAUGAGUGAGCUGAUGGGUGGAAUGAGCGACCAGACACAGACCAGAAUCCUGAGCAAAUUGAUGUUCCAGUCAACUCCCACAGCUCCCACUCUCAGCAGUGUCAACAUCUUAUUCUCCAGUAAAUCUCACCCUCAAUUCUCUGGUCUUCCUCUCCUUUAACAGUAGUAGUAGUAUUCCUUUGCUGUCUCUCCCUCUUAGUGUCUCCUAAUGCUCCUGCCAUGCAAUCCUCUCUUUGCUCAUUCAUUUCAAAACUGUUUUUUAAUGGACAGGAGUCUGGGAGACCAAGGAUGAUGCCAAUUAGACAAAGAAGAGUAAAUAAAAAGGGUGGUUUGAGAUAGUCACUUGCUUCUAGACAACAGCUUCAACCUGGAAUUCCAUGCUACCAAGUGUAAAAAAUAUAAACAGAAGAAGCUCAUCUGGGUAACAUGAAAAUAUGGGCCCUUUGGACACAAUGGGAUUUGCUGGAGGAACUGGAAAUGAAGACGUUAUUGCAGACAUGGCCACAAGACUGUUUUGUGAAUUCGAUUUUCUUCUUAUGGUCUUCCAUUAAUGCAUUUAUUUCUUGGCAUUGUCUACUUUUAAGUGUUUCUUUCGUGAUGAAGUCUAUUUUGAAUAGCUUUUGAAACUGAAGUUUCUUUAGCUGGUUGUAAACCCAGCAAUAAAUUUUAUUUUUAAUGUCACUGAUGGGAUCAGAGUGUUAAAAUGGGAAAGGAAAGGCUAUUUUGGUAUUAAAA
This is a messenger RNA of Talpa occidentalis (Iberian mole), 3234 nucleotides long. RefSeq names its product C1q and TNF related 7 (gene C1QTNF7). NCBI's taxonomy places the organism in Eukaryota, Metazoa, Chordata, Mammalia, Eulipotyphla, Talpidae. The record is from RefSeq and is a predicted model, not a curated record. Gene Ontology annotation, molecular function: protein binding. Bases 180 to 1109 code for a protein of 309 amino acids. The transcript has 4 exons.